This is a messenger RNA of Hippocampus comes (tiger tail seahorse), 1853 nucleotides long. RefSeq names its product tryptase gamma-like. The transcript is spliced from 10 exons. The record is from RefSeq and is a predicted model, not a curated record. Gene Ontology annotation, molecular function: serine-type endopeptidase activity. Gene Ontology annotation, biological process: proteolysis. The coding region runs from base 56 to 1771 and encodes 571 amino acids. NCBI's taxonomy places the organism in Eukaryota, Metazoa, Chordata, Actinopteri, Syngnathiformes, Syngnathidae.
AUAUAUACUUUUAGGUGGUUGAGUUUGGGCUAAGCCAUCUUUGCACUUGGAAGUGAUGGACAAGCUCACGUUAACGAACGCAAUGCUUCUACUGCUGCUGGUCACAGAAUGUGCAGCGCAACCAGAUGUGUGCGGGCGGGCCGUGCUUAACAAUCGCAUUGUAGGGGGUCAGGAAGCUUCCCUGGGUGACUGGCCCUGGCAGGCCAGCCUGCAGUUUGAUACGGGGAAAUACUUCUGCGGGGCGUCGCUCAUCAACAGCGAGUGGCUGCUGUCGGCCGCACACUGCUUCAUCAGAAACAUACCUAUCACGGCGGUUUUGGGUCUUCAGAGCUUGGAGGGUUCCAAUCCGAACAAUGUAAGCCGCAGCAUUGUCGAGGUCAUCUAUCACCCCAACUACAACCCAAUCAGCUACGACAAUGAUGUGGCGCUGGUGAAGCUGUCCUCGCCUGUACCCUUCAAUGACUUCAUUGGGCCCGUCUGCCUGGCCGCCAACGGAAGCACCUUCCUCACCGGAAUCGAGAGCUGGGUCACCGGCUGGGGGAAAAUAGGCGAAGGAGUUCCUCUACCGAGCCCCAAGAACCUGAUGGAAGUCAAAGUUUCCGUGGUGGGGAAUCGCCAGUGCGGUUGUGACUUCAAAUCGCUGAGAAAAAUCACAGACAACAUGAUUUGUGCGGGUCUGAGGGAGGGAGGAAAGGACGCCUGUCAGGGUGAUUCUGGCAGUCCAAUGGUGAGCAAGCAAGGUUCCAAAUGGAUCCAGAGUGGGUUGGUAAGCUUCGGACAAGGUUGCGCCAGGCCAAAGUUACCAGGGGUCUACGCACGGGUGUCGCAGUACCAGGAUUGGAUCAGCAACUAUACUGGCAACGACAACUUGCCAGGGUUCGUCACCUUCACGUCCCCGGGAACUGACCCAGACCUGGAGGUUAGCUGUGACGACGCGAUACCGACCACUUCUGGGACGCCCAUCAGUGCCGGCGUGCCCCCACCGGUGGUGUGCGGGUUCGCCCCACUGAAUGAGCGCCAAUCGGGUUCCGGGUCGGCGUCUGCCGCGGCGGGCGACUGGCCCUGGCUGGCCCGUCUGUAUUGGAACGAAACUUACGCAUGUAGCGGCACGUUGGUGGCGCAGGACACCGUGCUUACCAGUGCAGAGUGCAUCGCACGGUCCAGCACAGUGUCUAAGUGGACUGUCUUCCUGAGUCCCGUGAAUCAGAGUGACUCCAACAGUUCUGAGACGGCGGUGGGAGUGAUCGCUAUUAGAACCAGCGGACGGUCAGAUCCGAAUGUGGCGGUCUUGCAACUGGAAUACUGGCCGCAGCUGUCAAACUUCAUCUGGCCAAUCUGCAUUGACAAUGGCCAGAUCUUCACCACUGGCUUCAUCUGCUGGGCUGUCGGAUGGAGUGCGAGCCAAGGAGGAGUGGCGCAGUCCUUGAAUGAGGUCCCGACAUCACUGCAGGACUGUGGGAAUGUGUCGUCCACUGAGAACAUUUGUAUCAAUCAUUUGCCACUGGACCAGAGAAACUUUAGCGGGCCAUUGAUGUGCCAGCUCGGGGGCUUUUGGUAUCAGGUGGCGGUGCUGAAGACCACCAACCAUACAGUACAAAACGAUCAACUGACUGUCUUGCCCAGACUCAGUGGCUUCAGCAACUUCCUGAUGACGGAGGUGGGGGAGGUGUUGUCCCCCACCAACUCCAGCUCAGCGACGCCGCCCCUCCUCAGCCAGCUCCUGGUGUUCGGCACGGGCUUGCAAGUUGUCCUACUGAUGAUGUGCCACUGAAUGAAACGGCAAUUGAUCCCUGCCAAGUGUCCCAACCGCAAUGUGAAUUCCGGUUUAACUACUUAGAUGAUUUAUGCGAAUA